UUGCCUUCCCAUCCAGCUUCAGAAUAGGAGGCCAUGAAGAGGGGGGGGAAGGGCUCUACGAGGCAGUCUCAGGACAUGCACUCCGUCCUGUUCAACCAGAAAAGCCUCACCAACGUGGAUUCGGUUGUAGUGCCAGAGACGCCCACCAACCUCACCUGUGCACGUCCCGGCGCUGCUCCGUCCACUUCCAUGAUGUCAGUGAUGGAGACCCCAGAGAAUGAGGUGGGGUGUGGGGCACAGGGCCUGCCUCACACCCGGUUCAAAGCCCAGGCCGGUGGGAAAUCUGAGGUCCCCACAGACAGCAGCAGCGAUAGGGAUGAGAUUGAUGACUCGACCGUGCUGGACAUCACUCCUGACCUCAAGUUGGGCAAGCGGAGGAACCUCAUGUCCAUCUUAGAGUCUGAGGAUUCCUUUGCCCGCUCACUCAAGUCCCAGCGGACCAAGAACAGUUCCAUGCUCUCAGGUGUGCAGGCAACCAGUCAACAGCAGCAGCCUGAGGAGGAUGACUUUAACCUUUUUGCGGUGUCCCCUGUCAAGAAGAGCAGGCGCAGGAAGUCAGCAGCGCAUGUGAUCAUGCCCUUUGACCUGAAUGACUCAGAGUCCCUCACCACAAAGCUGAGGACCAUUGAGGAGGGUCAGCACAGGGCCAGACGUCCUGUAGGGGGGCCAGGAGUGGAGGGUCCAGGCAGCGAGAAGAGGCAGACAGCUGCAAGGGGAGGCAGGGCCACAGGGAGGAGGAAGAGCCUGAUUGUCCCCCUGAGCACAGAUUCCUCCGAGGAUGACGAAGUGAUCCUCAACACUCAGAGGAAAAACUCAAAGCCCAGAGGCAGCCACCCAAAGGAAGGCCCAAAGAAGAACAGAAGUUGCAGCAGAGAAACAGUCCAAAAUAAAGGUGGCACUGAGAGGAGUACCAUCUCUAAAGGCAGUACCAAUAGCGGGAUUAACAACGGCAUCUGGAGUGCCCAGAACAGGAGCAGUGAUGCCACUAAGAUAUUCGACAGUGAGGACCUUGAGCUAACCCCCAUCAAGACCUCAAGCCAGGAGAUUUCCAUCCGGAACAUCAUUGCCGACCUGGAAUCGCAGCCGGCUGCAAUGGAUGAGACGUUACCCCAGGCCCUUCCUGCUGGCUGUGGGGUGGCGGGGAUGAGCUUCCAGAACUUCAGCACACGCUCCUUCAGGCUCCUGCAGGCCCAGCUCCCAGAGGAGGCAGGGGGAGCAGAAGGGGGAGAGAAGACUGCAGGAGGCAAAGGUGGUGCAGGAGGAACGCACACGGACUGGAUGGAGCCAUCAGAAGCAUCGGAGUCUGCAGCGACAGAGCCAGAUGUCACUGUCAUUCUGCGAGGUGUCAUUGCAUAUGUAGAGGUGCGGAUGGGCAGCGACAACAGGUCGCAGGUCAUCAAGGAGCAGCUGAAGGUCCUAGGGGCAGAAGUGAGGGACAGGCUGAGCCCAGACACCACACAUGUAAUUUUCAAGGAUGGAUCCAAGCCUUCAGAAACGAUAGACUAG
Molecule: messenger RNA, 1506 nt
Organism: Penaeus vannamei (Pacific white shrimp)
Lineage: Eukaryota; Metazoa; Arthropoda; Malacostraca; Decapoda; Penaeidae
Source: RefSeq, a predicted model, not a curated record